AUUUCCGGGUGUCAGUAUGCGUCGCUCUGCAGCGGCUGGUGGUGGGACCAGUUAAGAUGUAAGCAGAGAAGCGGACAUUUUUACUUAACAUUAACGGUUACUGUAGUCUAAAUACAUACACUACAAGGUUUCAUACACAGUUGCCCACGUUUCUCGUGAAAGAAGGCCCGGUAGCGAUACCCUGGCAAACGGACUCGCCACCGACGGACCGGCAGCCAUUUUUGCAAGUAUGGCUGGGGAGGUUCGGGAGGCCUGCUGGGGCCGUAGCCUGGAGCGAGCUCAGCCCAGGGGUUGUUUAUCACUGUCGCGGACGCUCCUCUCUUUCGUCGCCGUUGCAGUUCUGGUGCAACUGCCGUCUCUCGCCGAAGCAAAAGAAUGCGAAAAGCCCUGCAUGAAUGGAAAGUGCAAUGCCGCCACUGGUAACUGCCUUUGCGACCCGGGCUGGGUUGGGGACCAAUGCCAACACUGCGGCGGCCGCUUCAGGUUGUCGGGGCCCUCUGGCUUUCUCUCCGAUGGACCAGGAAACUACAAAUACAAGACUAAAUGCACCUGGCUCAUAGAGGGACAGCCUAACAGCAUACUGCGGUUGCGGUUCAACCACUUUGCAACGGAAUGCAGCUGGGACCACCUGUAUGUCUAUGACGGAGACUCCAUUUAUUCCCCUUUGCUGGCUGCCUUCAGUGGCUUGAUUGUCCCGGAGCGCUAUGGUAACGAGACAGUCCCUGAAGUGGUUGCCGAGUCCGGAUUCGCCCUCCUCCACUUUUUCAGUGAUGCCGCGUACAACCUGACCGGCUUCAACAUCUCCUACAGGAUAAACACGUGUCCCAAUAACUGCUCAGAUCAGGGUGUGUGUCGUGAGGGUGAGGAUGGGGGUGUGCUGUGUGAGUGUGACGCGGGCUGGAAGGGCCACGCGUGCGAUAUCCCAUCAUGCCCGGCUGACUGCGGCCAGCCCCACAGAGGAUCCUGUCGCGCUGGCACCUGUGUCUGCAAGUCCAGCUGGCAAGGGACAGACUGUUCCAUCCCCGUCCCAGGAAAUGUUUCCUAUUGGACGAGAGCGGAGUUUGAUGGCCAGGGCCUGGCCCGGGCCUCCCAUAAAGCCGUGGUGCAUGAGGGCCUCAUGUGGGUGGUGGGGGGCCACACGUUCAACUACACCGACUACCAGAUGGUCAAGGCGUUCAAUCUGUCAUCUCAGAGCUGGAUGAGCCUGAACCCAUCUGUGAACUCUGUGACCCCUCGCUAUGGCCACUCUCUGGCCAUACACAAGGAUAAGCUUUACAUGUUUGGAGGCAAGAUUGAUUUCACUGGGAACGUCUCGGCUGAGCUGUGGGUAUUCCAUAUCCGGAACCAGUCCUGGGUUCUGGUGCCGGCGCGGGUUAAGGAACCAUAUGCGGUGGUGGGCCACUCGGCGCACGCAGUCCAGAUGAAACCGGACGGGUCAGAACCGGUUAUGCUGGUCGUCUUCGGCCACUGCCCCCUCUACGGCUACAUCAGCAAGGUCCAGCAGUACAACAUCAUGAAGAACGAGUGGACAGUGCUGGACCCUCGGGGUGCGCUGGUGCAGGGUGGCUACGGCCACAGCAGUGCCUACGACCCGCACACACGCGCCAUCUUCAUCCAUGGCGGCUACAAGGCCUUCAGCGCCAACAAAUACGGCCUGGCUGGGGACCUGUACCGCUACGAUGUCGACAAGAACAUGUGGAGCAUUCUGAAGGACGGCGGAUCUUUCCGGUACCUGCACACAGCAGUCAUAGCCAGCGGCACCAUGCUGCUGUUUGGCGGGAACACGCACAACGACACCAGCAUGAGCCACGGCGCCAAGUGCUUCUCCUCCGACUUCAUGGCCUACGACCUUGCGUGCGAUGAGUGGUCCAUCUUACCCAGGCCAGAUGUGCAUCACGAUGUUAACCGUUUCGGGCACUCCGCUGUCUUCAGCAACAGUAUGAUGUAUGUGUUUGGAGGCUUUAACAGUCUCCUGCUGAGCGACGUUCUGCAGUUCUCCCCGGUGAGCUGCGCCGCGUUCGGCAGCCAGGACGAGUGCCUGUUGGCCUUUCCGGGCGUCCGCUGCGUGUGGAACGCCACCACCAAAGCGUGCCGGCCCUGGGAGACCGCCUCGCUGGACCAGCAGGAUCAGCUGCUCAACACCUGCCCACCCAAGACCUAUGCUGAUAAUGGCACAUGUAACCAGUACUCCGACUGCUACAGCUGUACAGUGAACACAAACGGAUGCCAGUGGUGCGCUGACCAGUGUGUGUCCUACGGCAGCAACUGCACCUCUGCAGCGGGUGCAGUGGCAGAAUAUGAGGCUUGUCCAAAGGACAACCACUCGUACGUGUGUAAUAAGAAGACCAGCUGCAAGAGCUGUGCCACUGACCAGAACUGCCAAUGGGAGCACAGGAACCAGGAGUGCAUCACCCUGCCCGAGAACAUUUGUGGGGAGAACUGGCACCUGGUGGGGAACUCGUGCCUGAAGCUGGUCACAGCCAAGGACAACUACGACAACGCCAAGCUUCAGUGCCGCAGCCACAAUGCCGUACUGGCUUCGCUCACCUCCCAGAAGAAGGUGCAGUUUGUGCUCAAGGAGAUGCAGAGCCGAUCCCUCCCGAAUAAGGUGGUGUCACCCUGGGUGGGCCUGAGGAAGAUUAAUGUGUCGUACUGGUGCUGGGAGGACAUGUCCCCCUUCACCAACUCCCUGCUGCAGUGGUUGCCAGGGGAACCCAGUGGCGCUGGUUUCUGUGGAUACCUGGCUGAGCCCACCUCCUACGGCCUCCGCGCUGCCAACUGCAUCAGCCCAGUCAAUGGCAGCCUGUGUGAGCGCCCAGCGAACCACAGUGCCAAGGCGUGCCGCACCCCGUGCGCCCUGCGCUCCACCUGUGGCGAGUGCACCAGCAGCAACUCUGAGUGCAUGUGGUGCAGCAGCAUGCGGCAGUGUGUGGACUCCAACGCCUACGUCGCCUCCUUCCCCUACGGACAGUGCAUGGAGUGGUACACUAUGAACAGCUGCCCACCGGAGAACUGUUCUGGCUACCGGACGUGUGGUCACUGCCUGGAGCAGCCGGGCUGCGGCUGGUGCACCCACCCCAACAACACUGGGAAGGGCCAGUGCAUGGAGGGCUCGUACCGCGGGCCCAUGCAGACGCUGCUGCCCGCCCCCUCAUCCAGCCCCGCCCCUGGGGCCGUCAGCGUGCGCCAGUCACUCCCACUGCCGCCCGUCAUCAACGCCUCCAUGUGCCCGCUGGACAACAGAUACAACUGGUCCUUUAUACAGUGCCCAGCGUGCCAGUGUAACGGCCACAGUCAGUGUUUGAACGAGAGUGUGUGUGAGCGGUGUGAAGACCUCACCACCGGACGACACUGUGAGAGCUGCAUCGCCGGCUACUAUGGAGACCCCACUAACGGUGGAUCCUGCCAACCCUGUAAAUGUAAUGGCCAUGCUAGCAUGUGCAACGGCGGCAACGGCAAAUGCUUCUGCACCACCAAAGGCAUCAAAGGAGAUCGAUGCAAUCAGUGUGAAGUUGAGAAUCGUUACCAAGGCAACCCACUCAAGGGCACCUGCUACUACACUCUGCUGAUUGAUUACCAGUUCACCUUCAGCCUGUCCCAAGAAGAUGACCGCUACUACACCGCCAUCAACUUUGUGGUCACCCCUGACGAGCAAAAUCGGGAUUUGGAUAUGUUCAUCAACGCAUCCAAAAACUUCAACCUCAACAUCACCUGGGCCACCAGUUUUGCAGCUGGUACUCAGGCAGGAGAGGAGGUCCCUAUUGUCUCCCGUAGCAACAUGAAGGAGUUCAAGGACAGCUUCUCCAACGAGAAGUUUGAUUUCCGGAGCAACCCCAACAUCACCUUCUUUGUCUAUGUCAGCAACUUCACCUGGCCCAUAAAGAUCCAGAUUGCCUUCUCUCAGCACAAUAACUUCAUGGAUCUAGUGCAGUUCUUCGUCACGUUUUUCAGCUGUUUCCUGUCACUGCUCCUGGUUGCUGCUGUUGUCUGGAAGAUCAAGCAGAGCUGCUGGGCGUCACGGCGACGAGAGCAACUCCUGCGUGAGAUGCAGCAGAUGGCUAGUCGACCCUUCGCAAGUGUCAGCGUCGCCCUGGAAACAGACGAGGAACCACCAGACCUGAUUGGUGGAAAUGUUAGGAGCACCCCAAAGCCCAUUGCCCUAGAGCCCUGCUACGGCAAUAAGGCAGCUGUGCUGUCAAUCUUCAUCCGGUUACCCCGGGGAUCAGGAGGAGUCCCACCCCCUGGCCAAUCAGGUUUUGCGGUGGGCAGUGCUCUGGUGGACAUCUCUCAGCAGAUGUGUCUGGGCUACAAGGAGAAGUCCGGAGGCAUGCGGAGCCGCAAGCAACAGCCUCUGGCGCAGCCAGCCACCUGCAUCUGACCUCCACCUCCCGCCAGCGACCCUUUGACCCCAAGCUGAACUCCAACCCCAUGCCCCUCCCUUCCUCCCCCCAACCUUUCCCCAGGACUGAGCCAUGUGACAUGGGGAGGGGUUGAUGCGUUGGCCAGGGGGCAAGACCCAGCAAGCAGCAUGGGGGGGAAGUGGCUUCGUAGCUUGCUCUAAGCGUUAUGGACACUUAGGCACAACAAAUAGACAGAAUGCCACACGGACAGAGGAAUGGACGGACUGGUGGACAGACAGAUGACCGAAUGGAUUUGUAGAAAGACUGGUAGUUUACGUAACCCCCCCCAGGAACUUUUUACACAGGAUUAUUUCUUCCCGAGUUCCGCCAACGUCAUUCUUAAUUUAUUGAUAUUAAUUGCUGUUUUCAUUUUUUGUUUUUUUGCUAUUGUUUUGUUUUUUUCCUUGUUAUUUUUAUUUUUUGCUUUUUUUGUUUUUAUUGUCACAACAAAUCAGCUGCUCAGGCCAGUGUCACUUGCAGUGUGUACGUUACUAUAGUAACCCAGAGCCAUCCAGAAUGGCUAAUGGCUGCCAACACUUAGCAGUUAGCAGUGUGCCACAGUAGCACGCGGGAUGCUAACAGAUAGUCAGUGCACACAUCCCACUGUUUGACAGCUUAGCAGGCAACUGCAAUGCUCCGUCUGGAGUCCCCUGCAGUGCCGACAGGCCCUAUAAGGGAGUGUUGACACCCUGUGAACAGGCUGCAUUGCUAGCGUAUGUUAGCUUAGCGAGCGUAGUCUCAGUGGAGUCCAAGCUGAGGACUGGCGCCGUCGUGUUCUGAUGCGUCUCAGCAGGGCAGCGCCAGCAAGACUAGUUGAAAGAGAUGACUGUUCUGCUCAGGAGCUACUUGAAUCGUGGGGUCACUCGUCCUUUCACAUCUGAUUCAUUGUGUGUGUGUGUGUGUGUGUGCGCGCGCACGUUUGAAUGUUUGCCUACUGUAUGAAUGUGUGUGAAAAUCUGUGCAUGUGGUGUGUCUUCAACAAGAAUGCUUUGUCAUUGUCAGUGUUUGUAAAGCCAUCGGCGAAUCUUUCUUGACGACUCUGAAUAGUAAUCUUGACUACUCUGAAAAGGAAAGAAAACACACACACAUUCACACACAGACAUCACCAACCCACACAAAAUAUCAGAGCUUAGGGUCUCUGACUUCUCCCACUUUUCGGACAUUUUGCAAAGUUUGUGCCAGGAACAUAUUCCUGGUGUCAUUCACUACAUAAGAUAGGAUGUGUGUGUGUGGGUUUGUUUCUUGUGAUGAGAGAGAGAGAGAGAGAGAGAGAGACAGAGAGAGAUAAUCACACUUAUUCUCCCAUUUCUGCCUUGAUCUGUUGUAUUUCCAGUCAGGCCCUGUUUUUCUUAUCUGAGGUCAGUCCCAUCCUUCAGCAGCAUUCUGGCCGUGCUGGGAGACUCAACCACUGGGCAGGAGAUGGAGGCUAGCAGACAGGGGGAGGGCUAGCAGCUGGCCAGGGGAAAAUAAAGAGUGCACCCAGCCACAUAUUUGGGGAAAAGGUUUUUCUAAAUGCCAGAAAGCCCUUUUGGGUCACCAAACCGAGACAUACAGAACACACACACAAAUACUCACACCCACACACACACUCACACACAUUCACAAAUACUCACACCCAUAUACACACACACACACACACACACACUGACACAUUAACAAGUUCUCACCCAUACA
Alosa sapidissima (American shad) is the source of this 6074-nucleotide messenger RNA. It is a transcript of the gene atrn, whose product is annotated as attractin. The record is from RefSeq and is a predicted model, not a curated record. NCBI's taxonomy places the organism in Eukaryota, Metazoa, Chordata, Actinopteri, Clupeiformes, Clupeidae. The coding region runs from base 230 to 4378 and encodes 1382 amino acids. The transcript is spliced from 29 exons. Gene Ontology annotation, molecular function: protein binding. Gene Ontology annotation, cellular component: Golgi apparatus.